AUGAUCAAAACUGCAGGAACCCGGACCUCCUUUGCUCAGACAGAACCAGGGAAUGUUGUGGAGCGUCAGAGCCAUCUGGAUGAAUUUUUGGGGCUACUGCUGUCAUCAGCCAAGGAGGAGACUCCCCUCUCCAACCUUCUUCACUUCAGUGAUGUUGGAAGUGUAGUGAGUCUCCUUGGUGGACAGUUCUUGGCAGAUAUUGAACACAUUUGCCUUGGUUCAGUAAGUUAUGAUAGCGAUGCUUCCUCAAGUGCAACAUCUCAGUCAGUGGAAUCCAUUAUCAGUGAUACUUCUCAAGUGAGCGAUGGUUCGAGAGGAUGCCGUCCAAGAGUGACAAAAAAAUUAACCAGUGGAAGAAAUCAUUCUUACAGGAAUACAAUAGGACUGUGUCAGGUAUUGCAGGAGAGUGAUAAUGAUAAAUGUCAUUCAGAACUAUUACAAGUCAAUCUGGACCAACCCAAAGAGCCUAAUGUAAUCUUGGAUGAACGCUUGGAAUGCACAAAUAGUGAGAAACACAAAAAUUCAAGUGCUGUAUUAGUGGAAAAUGGUAAAGAAGAUGAAUUAGAAUGCUUGAAAGAUUUUGAUAGUAAAAAGUGUCAGAAGGAUUCUGUCAGUCAGGAAACCCAAGACAAACCUCAGGAUACUUAUAAUCAAAGAUCAGUUUUGAAAGUUGAUGGUGGUGCGGUAGAUAUAAAUGAAUUUUCUUCAGCGAAACCAGAAUCUGUGUUAGGAGUAAGAGUAACUGACAGUACUGAAACACAUAGUAUAGCCGAGUCUUCAUUUUUAGUCCAUAAACCCUACUUACAAAGAUGUACGCAAUUGUCCGCAAGUUCUGUAAACAGUGCAGAAGCACCCAUGGCAUCAUUAAAUAGCGCAGUGCAGGAACCUAAUCAGGGAAACGAGGCACAGAAUGCAGUUGCCUUGAAGCAGUAUCUCCUUCAUGGAUGUGGAGCAAAGAUACUAGUAGCACUUGAUAAACUGGGAGUAGCAGGUUUGACAGGAGGAAGAGAAAUAAGCCAUGUGCUAGCUUUCAUCUUUACUUUUUUACUGAAGAAUGCUUCAUCUGAUGAAGUCCCAAAAUCUGUUUAUUCUCAAAAGAAAUGUAAACAGGGAUUUCAGGAGAAAUUAGCUAUGGGAGGUCAAACAGGGCAGAAUGAUGGUACAAGGAAUUCCUUCCUAGAUUUUCAUCCAGAAGGUCAACCUCACAGCCAGUCAUGCUUUAGAUAUGAACCAUCCAUAAGUCUGUGCUUGAAUGAUAUAUUUGCUGCCAAUAUUCACUCAGCCUAUGCCAGAAGUAGCCUUGGUACAAGAGGUAGCAAUUCUUCCGUUCCUCAGAUGUGGAUGCACACAUCUGGUUCAAAAAGUAGUAGCUUGUCAAGCUGUCAGAGCGGAAAGAAGCUGGGAAAGAAACGUCGGAAACGAUACUCUGCUUGUGUUCCCAUGGUGCGUUCAGAUUCAGAGGGAGAAGAUACUCACAAGAAUGUUAAACUCAGUAAGGCCCUUGUAAAAUUUACGAUGAACCCCAAUGACUUUGAUUAUUUUACACGAGCUGUGUACAGCGAUGAUGAUAAAUGCCAUGAAACAGAGACUGAUCAGACAAGUAGUUCAAUUGAAAGAAUCUGUCUACACGAGAACCUACUUUGCUUGUCUCUUGUCGAGCUUCUUCAGUGUAUUCUAUCGAUACAGACACAAAUAACAGUGCACGAGGCAGAAAUAAAGCAUCUGUCCUCGCCACUACUUGCCACUCAUGAUAUUCUCCAGUUUUCUCUCGAUGCAUUCUCUAACAUGGUGUUUGAAUUAAAGCAUAUGGAAUCAAAAAACGACGAGUCCGCAGAUAUGCAGCUAUUGUUAAUGGGAAUGUUGAAACUGAUGUUUUCAUCAGUACAAAGGUUUCUAAAAUCCAGUGAAUUGUUACUUACAGUAACAGAGCUCUGUGUUGUACCCAAAUUACUAAACCUAGUAACUGUUUUACUGGAUUUCAGAAAUGAACAUGAAACCUUACUUGAAAACGUGGAUUAUGGAAUAAAAUUAACCAAAGAUGAAGUAAAUUCACUUAAUACAACAAGAGCUACUUUGGCUCAUGAGAUUGUUGUUGGGUUGCUCUUCAUGCUCCAGAGUUGUACUUGCUUGAGAGUUGAAUGGAAAGAUGUGUGGCAGUGCCUCCACCUUCACAAAAUUUUCCUUCAAAACAAAGGGCCAGAAAUUACAAAGAAAGUUGUAUUUUUGAGCUCGCUUUUACCUGUCAGUAAGCGAUCCGAAAUCCUUUAUUCUCUUAGCAAACUGGUGCUGUACAUGAAAUGCUGGCGUGAAGAUAUUUACCACUUUGAGAAGUGUGACAAAAAAAAUCACCGAUUUUGUGAGUAUCAGGCAGUGCAAAAUCACCAUUCACAAGUGUUGGGAACAAGCGAAGGAGGUUUAAAUCCAAACGAUCCCAGUGCGUGUAUGGUUUCCAAUUUUGUAUGCAUAUUGCUUGAUUGCUUUGCUGGCAGUCAAGAAUUUGAUAUUUAUGUUUGUGCAAUCAAAGCCCUUUCAAAAUGUGGUCUUUGCUGCUGCAUGAGCACUAGAAAGGUAUUGAGUAAACUCUUACAAAAGCGGUUUUGCAAAUUGCCAUACGUAGUUUCGUACAUCACGUUAUAUGUAGAAAAUAUUGUAUGGAGUGAUCUAAGUGGCUUAAUGAUGUCAGAUACUGUUAGAUGUGCUGUCUGUCAGAUGCCAGAGCCCAUGGAGACUGGCAUAAACCCACUUUGUGCCGAGUACACUACUGAGGAAUCAUUUUCAUUAUCCUUUGGUACGAAAGGUAAAAGCUGUCACAGUCAGUUAAAAAAUUAUCAUAAAGAAACACAAGAUCUAAAUGGUGCUUCUCUGUCUCAAUGGGAAGGAGUUUCUUUAUACAAAAAUUUUCUCUUUCACACAAGCAUCUCCUCAAAAAUUGUGAGUCAUAUUAUCAGACUUGUUUCACAGAGCAGCACUGAGAUCAAGUUAGAAAUGUGUGAGUAUCUGAUUAUUCCUGUCUUGAAACAGAUUUGUGAUCAAGGCAUUAGUUAUUACCUAGCUGAUACUAAGCAUGAAAAGGAGGUCCUGGUUGGUCUAAUUAAAUGUUAUAGACUAACCUUGGCAGAAUCUAAUGAUCCAAAAUUAAUCAAAUUUCUUCAGUGUUAUGGCUCAGGUCUUAUUUAUGCAUGUAAAGAAAUCCCUGGUUUAAGACAUGAAGCCUUUUCCUUAUUAUGUCAUGUUGUGAAGAAAGAACUUCAAGCCAAACCUGGGCUACUCUGCCUCUCAGGUGCAGAAGAGGAGAGCGACUCUAUUUUCACCAAAAUGUUUGAACAGGAAGUUAUUGAACAUGAUGAAUUUUGGUCAGCAUAUUUCGGAAAGAAAGCCGAAGAAGUGAGACGAAGAUUCUUCAUUCACACUUGCUUUCAUUUAGAUGCUGAUAUGCAACACCACAAAGAAAAUUCAAAUAAUAAAACUAAGAAGAGUCAAGGUAAUAUUGAACAGGAACAUAGUAGUAGGUAUGUGGAAGAAAAUUUCAUGGCACCUGAAGAACUGAAGAAAUGUGAAGAAAGAAAAUGUAAAUAUCCAGAUGCUGUGCAAGAAUUGGAUAAUGGUACAGGGAAAGUGAUGCAAGAUACACAACCUCUCCAAGCUUCUAUUAAUAAGUAUAAAUUUAUGGAGGCUUCAAAGAUGGGUAAAGCAGAUGGAAAGAGCGCUGAGGAAGUCCCGGUAGAUAAUGGGUAUUCUCCACAGCCUCCUAUGAGCACGUCGAUGGAAAUUAACAUGGAGGAAUCACUGGACACUGCGGGUUCUUUUCAGCCUUCCACCUGCAAGUCCAGUUUUGAUGAUAAUGACGGAGACAAAGACAGUGAGAUUCCAAAUGCAGGCAUGACUGCAGAGUCUCCUCAGCUCUCUAAUAGCCAGUCCACUUCAAUAGACACCAUAAAAGAAGCUGAGAGUGGCUCAAAGAAAAUAUCAGCCAUCAAUGGGUCUCCACAAAGUUCCACUCAAAAAUCCUCCACAGAUGAGUCAGAUGAGGACAUUAUAAAGAAAAUGAACAGUGAAAUACUGGCAGGUAAAUAUACUGGACUACGCGAGCUUUGGGAAGCCAUAACUGAGGUUUUGCAAGCAAGCACCGAGUUUCAGGCAUACUUGGCAGCCUCCUCAUUGCGGUCUCUUGUAGCACCGCUCUUGGUUAAUAUUACACAGGAUCUGGCACGCUCAUCCUCGGGUACUCUGAGUCUUACUAGUGUGGUUUUAGAACAACUGUCUGUCACUUUCUCAAUUGUACAUUCACUACUGACCUUCAUAAUCAUCACUUAUCCUUAUGCAGGAUUGAAUAUUGAGACACUGUUGAAUGAGUUACGAUCGCCCCUGUUACGGUAUUCUCCUCGUACUUGUGGAGAUGUGAAACAUCUUGUUUCUGUCUUGCUCCAGUGUUGUGUCCUCUCCAAUUCUGCUGGCAUUACCUAUACACUUCGACUUCCAACUCAACACGCUCUGGAACUGCUAGAUGAGGACACUGCACCAGUUGGUGAAGCCGAAGAGCAGCAGCAUGAUGAAACAGAUGGUUAUGAGGCUGAUACUGAGCAGCUGGCAAAUGCUUCCCCAUCAGCCACAAGGUUUUUGCAUGAGGAAGAAGACUUACAUUGCCCUGAGCUUGUACUUCUGGCACUAGACCUCAUAAUCAACCACCACGAGAGGUUUCUUGAGUCGCAGGAAGAGGCUCGGCAGGAAGCACUAUCCAAGUCACAGGACCCUACCAGAACAGAUGAUCAAACUGUGCCUGAAGACCAGCAAAGAGUUGCAACUUGCUCGGGAGCAAAUGACCCCUCGGCGGAUGUCUGUUCCUUCAGCUACCCAUCAGGAAGCAAGCGACACCCUCUGUACAAGGACAGUUUGAAACGUGAAGGUCAUUCGGAAUCAGAAGACCAGCUUAAGGACCAGAUCAUCAGUGAGAAUGAACCCAAAGCUGAGAAUCAGCCUUCGUCCGAGGAUCAUCCUGGUGCCGCGAUCGCAUCGGAUGUUGAGGAUCAGUCAGGUACUGAGGACCAACUUGUCACUGAUGACCAGGUCAUAGCUGAGGAUCAGUCUGCAGCAGCUGAAGAUCUGUCUGCAAUUGAGAACCAGUCAGCAAACCAGUCAUCAGCAGAGGACCAGUCCAUUGCUGAGGAUCAGUCUGUUGCUGAGAAUCAAUCUGCAGCUGAAGAUCAGUCCAUUGCUGAGCAUCAGUCAGCAGCUGAGGAUAAAUCUGUUGCUGAGGAUCAGUCAGCAGCUGAGGAUAAAUCUGUUGCUGAGGAUAAAUCUCUUGCUGAGGAUAAAUCUCUUGCUGAGGAUCAGUCAGCAGCUGAGGAUAAAUCUGUUAAUGAGGAUCAGCCAGCAGCUGAGAAUAAAUCUCUUGCUGAAGAUCAGUCAGCAGCUGAGGAUAAACUUGUUGCUGAGGAUCAGUCAGCAGCUGAGGAUCAUUCAGCAGCUGAGGAUAAAUCUGCUGCUGAGGAUCAUUCAGCAGCUGAGGAUAAAUCUGCUGCUGAGGAUCAGUCAGCAGCUGAGGAUAAAUCUGCUGCUGAGGAUCAUUCAGCAGCUGAGGAUAAAUCUGCAGCUGAGGAUCAUUCAGCAGCUGAGGAUAAAUCUGCUGCUGAGGAUAAAUCUGCUGCUGAGGACCAUUCAGCAGCUGAGGAUAAAUCUGCUUCUGAGGACCAUUCAGCAACUGAUGAUAAAUCUGCUGCUGAGGAUCAUUCAGCAGCUGAGGAUAAAUCUGCUGAGGAUCAUUCAGCAGUUGAGGAUAAAUCUGCUGCUGAGGAUCAUUCGGCAGCUGUGGAUAAAUCUGCCACUGAGGAUCAUUCAGCAACUGAGGAUAAAUCUACUGCUGAGGAUCAUUCUGUUGCUGAGGAUCAGUCUGCUGCUGAGGACCAGUCCUCUGCUGAGGAUCAGUCUGCUGUUGAAGAUAAGUCUGUAGCCAAGGAUCAGUCCUUAGUUACAGACCAACUUGUUGCUGAAGACCAGCUGGGUGCUGAGUUCCAGCCAGAUGCUGAGGACCAGCCAGGUGCUGAGGACCAAUCAGGUGCUGAGGACCAGCUAGGUCCUGAGGACAAACCUGUAACCGAAGACCAACUUGAGGUUGACAGCCAGCGUGUAGUUGAGACCCAGACCGUAGGUACGAACGGGGGCACAGAUCUAGCGGAUACCACACAUUCACCGAGAGAGAGAAAGUGGGAGCAGUAUCCUAGGGGUGAUGAUCUAGGGUGUGCUGAGAAAGUACUCAAGAACAAGAAAAAAGAAAUUACUGAAGGUCUCCGAGCCAGAAUAAAAAAGUCUCGUGCUCAGAGUUCAUCCAUGGCUGAGAGUAAUUCCUCGACCUCAUCCAUCUACCACACAUUGCACUCGGAUGAAGAUACAAGCGCCAGUUCUGAAGAGCAAUCUUUAGAAUGGGAGGAUGGGUUGUGGAGAGAUGGAAAGUCAGAUGUCACCAGUGAUACAGUGGUUGAGAAUUUGGCUGCAAGUGCAAAUAUGAGUUCAGGGAAUGAUUCUUUUGGUGAAAGCCUACCUACUAAAUUUUGUGGUGGCAGCUUAAGAGGCCUUCAGCUCACAACUGACUCACAGGGGGAAGGCCAGACCGAGAAUAAGCUUGCGAGUUUGCCAUGCUCGGAAAUGACUUCUCCACACAUCUCACGAAGUGAAUCGACACAAUCUUUAUCAGUAGUUGGACUGUGCAGUGAGAGCGAAGCAGCCCACAGUGCCUCUCUAACCCAGUGUGUUCAUGCACUGCUGCUUCUCUGCCGCACCUCGGCAAGGGUUUGUCGUCGACUUCACUCGCUUGGGUUCCUGUCGAGGCUUCUUGAUGGCUUUAAAGACUUGAUCUCUGCCAACAGUCCUAGUCAUCAAGAUGUGGUGGGAACGGUAGUGGCAGUGUGGGCUGAAGUGGGUCACUGGUGCCUCACAGCCACCGAUCUCUCUCAGUUCUUGGCUCUCUUCAAGGCUUCAGCACCUCCACUGGAAACGUUAAUCCGUGCCCUGUCUCGAGUUCUAGAGAGCAGUGGAUAUGAACCACAGUGUGCCUUGCCUUAUCCCUGCCAUGGUACCUCUGCAGCAUCCAUCUCCCCCACCCUAAAUGCAUCACGUAAUUCAUUAACAGAAAGUCUGGCUUCCUUUGUCAACAUUCGUGUUCCUUCAUCUCCUGUUGUUGAGGCAAUAACAAGACUUCAUGAGAGUCAUUGUCGACAUGGAAUCAUGUCAUGUGUGGCAGUAUCGUGCUUGGUGUGCCCAGUGCCAAGGACACUUGAUUGGUCACCAUACAACUCGGGGCUUGCAAGCACAUCUUGGAUUUGUGUUCGUGACAGAUCGGGACUGGAAAAUAAACAGCAUUCCUCAUCCCAGUCAAGUUUGGUUACAAGCUGCAGAUCUGAAGGAUAUUUUGAUGCUGGAGCCCGUUGUAAUUUGUCACGUGGUGCCACAUCGAAUGCAUCAGUGAGUAGUGAACUUAGUAGCCUCAACAAGCUCCACAUUAUGUCUGUUGGAACACAGCAUUUAAUGUUUUCUCUCUGGCUGGAUCCCAUCAAAGACUGCCUGCAAGUUUGUGUGUCACGAGAGGUUGACAGGGAGAGCGCUGUACUAAGUCACGGGGUGGUGUUGAGAGCGGGACUCUGUGAUGGUAGCUGGCACCACCUGGCAGUCUGUGUACCAACUAUCAAUGUCAGAAGAGGAGGAAGUCUCAAGAUAACAAUAUUUGUGGACUCACUAACUUGUCACUCUGUUAAUGUUACUGUACCUGCUGUUGGCUCCAUCAAGAAAAGUUCUCCAUCUUUUCUUCUUCUUGGUCACACAGAUUAUUUCAACAGUGAGGAGCCUGAAGCAGUGGAGGAUUUGGAUCCUCUCAGCUUUCAAAGGAAUCGAAGAAAUAGUUUUUGUUAUGGCACAUCACACAGGCUCUUGAUGGGUAACACAUUUCUCUUCCGAGAACCUAUCCUGAGUCGAGAGCUGUGUCUUUACCUCAUGGCUCUGGGUAAAGACUGUAUGAGCCUUUUACCUCUUACAGACAAAGAUGAAAGGGUGUUGAUGACUCCAUUUAUUACACCAAAGCUUUUAACAGCCGGAAUGGAUCUGUCUGUUUUAUAUGGUCACAUGGAAUCAGCAAUUAGACCAGCACAGGAAUCAUUGUUGCUGCUCCAUACAGCCAAGCGUCCAUCAGAGUUUCUGUGUUACAAGCCACACAUGCCAACACUUCAAGAUACUGGAAAUCAUUACCCAUUGUGCACUACACAGACAGCAGUAUUAUUUGGUGAAUUGUCCCCUUUGAGAAGCCAGAGUUCUGAUAUAGCUCUUCUACAGAUGGGAGGAAUAGCACAUAUUGUUUAUCUCUUUGCUAGGCUUGUGGAACUGCAGUCUGAUGAGCGGGAGCAGGCAGCAGCUCUAAGAUUACUUGUGCACUGUGUCCAUACAUCACCUCAGUUGGCUGCUCAAUAUGAAGGAAUGCGUGGCAACUCUCUUGUGUUUCGAAUUCUUCUGUCUCCAUUAUCCUGUCCAGGAGUUCAGGUUAUAAAGGCUAUCUUGGAUGGUUGUACAUAUCCGAGUGUUGUGCAGUACCUGGCCUGCCGAGAUGUUUAUACCAUUGCCCCACAUGUACCGGCAAUAUUGGUGGAUCGUGAUCUCAUGAAUUCUCUCAUUAGUAACUGGAGGACAUUUCUUGACAAUUUCUCAAAGCAACAAACUACCAAGUACUGUGUAAAUGAGAAUGGUGAACGAAUUACUGUCUUGGGAAUGAUGCUCUCAGUGCUGAAAGUUUUAUUAGCUGAUAAUCAACCGUACAGAGACUUCAACUUAGCACAACUAAGAGACAUUGAUGCUUUAGACAAGAUCUUAUUUAUAUGUAAGGAGCUGGAAUUGACAACAGGGUCACUAGAUGGUAUAUUCUCAGCAGAUCUAGUGGUAAGUGUAGUAACUGGACUUGUUGGAGGACCAGGACCACUCUCAUGGAAAAAUGCUUCUUCUGGAGCUGGUUUAGGAAUGUCAGCCCAGGAAUCCUACUCCUCAGGAUUUUGUUCUGUACCUUCUGCUGUUGGCAUCACAGCUACACCUACUGGCAUUACCUCAUUCGGGAUUGGCUCUCCUGUUGUGCGAGUUCGGGACAUCGCAGCAGUGUAUGGUUUUCUCCUGCUUGCACAUCCUGCCCACCUCACAUAUGCUGCCACUGAGCAAAGCACAGCAUAUUACCUUCCUCACAUCCCUACUACUUCAAACAGUAAACCAGGAUCAUUUGUUGCUGUAGGAGUGGAUUUAGCUGCAGAGCUAAUGGAUUGCCCAGGAAAAACCCAGACUAUAUCACAGUUUGAGACUGCUGAUUGGCAAGUGGUUGACAAUAGCAACCCUUUUCUUCAACUACAACAGAUACGAAAGGAACAGAAGGAGGAAAUGAGAAAAUUGCGAAGGGAAGGCACCAUUGUGAAGAACGUGUAUGAGAGCUCCGAGGAUGAAGAUACCACCGACGGUGACAUGGGUAAGGCUUUUAACAUUAGUACAAAUGUGCAUCCUUCAGUCACAUCUGAAGACCAAGUAGAUGGCCAGGUUUUGCACCGCCGACAUUGUGUUAUCUCAGUAGUGCCUACUGAUGUUCACUUAAGUGAAGGAAGUCAGAAAGAUACUGAUGAGAAAGAUUUUUCAGAUAAAUCAGAAAUACCUAAUAAAGAAGAACAAAUCUCUGAGGAAAAUGUGCCAAGAGAAGAAAAUCUAUUGGAAGGGUUUAAUCAGGAAAGUGAAAAUGGAAUUUCCACAGACAGUGAAAAAACUGAAACUGAAUACCAUGCCGUAAGAGGAGCGACAAAAUGGCUGGAAGAAACAGGAGAGACUGAAGAAGAUGAAACUGCCGAGGAAGAAGACAGUGCCAGUUGUGCUAACCUGUCAUGCCUCACACAAGUAGUGGUGGGGCUUUUAGAGAUGCUGGAAACAGUAUUAAAAUAUUCCUCGGAUACUACAACACGAACUCUCUUGGCUGAAGCUCUUUAUAUGGAUCAAGCGAUAGUGAUGGCAAAUCACCCCCAGCCUGCCAUCCGAUGUGCUGUUCUCAAGCUGUUUACAACCAUGCUGGACAGAUGUUCUCCCGAGGACAGUGUUCUACACCUGCGACAAAAUAUUCCUAUAAUAAUGGCACAGCAGUUGCACAAGCAUACUACGAUCUCUACUCAUCUAGUCUUAGCAGCGUUUUCCCUCGCCUUGGGACGCUCAUUUACAUUUGAAGAUUAUGCUAUUGACUGUGACCCUAGCCUUGCUCUCCCACAACAGGUGGUAUUGUUCAUCCCAUUGAUGGCAUUGCUUCCCCACUCAGCACAGGACAUUGCACUUUGCCACAAUUCCUUGAUGGUCAUGCUGGACUUGCUACACAAGAACACAGAGCUUAUACUGCCACUUAUCCACAAAGCUCACUUUGUGGAUUCUCUCUUAUGCACACUGAAAAGGUCUCUCCACACUGAGGGUGUGGGCGUGAGUGAUGUGACGGGGGAGAGUGAGUGUGAGGUGGUUGUGUCGGACAUUACUGAGAUUCUUUCCUGGAUAAUCAACUGCCUUGUAGCAUCACCUCAACAUAAAAACUUUAUGCUGAGCUUGGAGGUUCUUCAUCACUUGAAUUUGCUGUGUCGUGGAGAGUCAGCUGUAUGUGGGGGUCAAGCGAGCUGUGUGGGUCACCUGCAGGGAACCGAGGCAGCAAUUUUGCAGGUAGCUUUGUCACGCAUCCAAGCCACUGCUUCCACACAUCAGCACACACUGCCACGAGAUGCUUCUGACAGUCUUAAAAUGGAAAAAACUAGUGUAUCUGGAUCAACCAGUCUGCAUAACAUGAAGCUCUUCUCAUCUGCUGUCCCUCGUGAUGACAGUGACUCAGGUGUUGGGUCAGUGUUGGCAAAUAACACGACCAUCCCUUUCACCAAAAGGGUUAUUGGAGAGAAAAUGUGGCUGGAGCGUUUGGUAUGGGGCUGCCAAGAUAUCCUACGGAUGCAUCUCAAUCAUUUGGCUGGAAUUAGUAAACAUCGCCCAGAAACUCACAUUCACACACGCAUUCGUGCUGCUCAAGCUUUAGCCUCCCACCAUAAAAGUGCAAAAGUCUGCAUGGCUGUGAUGAUAGAGAGGCUUAAUGUCAGUGAACGCAUCGUCCACAUGAGCAGUGCAUCAGUUGUGUCCCCUGGCAUGGUACAGCGCGGCGAAAUACAUAGCCGAACCGCUAUGUAUUUUGUUGGAGAGCAAGUUACCAUUGACAUGAACCAGAGCGGCAGCAGCAGUGAGUUAGUAUCCGUGACCUGGCCUCUGGAUAAUGUCCGAGAGAUACACAUUCGAAGAUACCAACUCCAGGACUGUGCUCUAGAACUUUUUCUCACAACAGGCCACACGGUCUUGGUAGCUUUUAUUGAUACACAGCAUCGUAAUCAGGUGAUUGGAGUACUCAGUAUGUCUGAUAUGCCAAAUUUAUUAAGCAAGACUACUCUUCCGGAGGUUACAGCACGAUGGCGUGAAGGACAGAUGACAAAUUUUGAGUAUCUUACUCAGCUGAAUAAAUUGGCAGGACGUUCAUUUAAUGACUUAAUGCAGUAUCCUGUGUUUCCCUUCAUAUUAUCCAACUACAUGACAAAUAUCAUCAGUCUGAAUGAUCCAACUAAUUUCAGGAAUUUGAAGAAGCCAAUAGCUGUGCAGCAUCCACAUAAGGAACAGCACUACAUUAAUAAUUAUGAGAUAACUUCACAGAUUAGUCAAGAUGCUGGGGAUGGACCCUACCACUAUGGUUCUCAUUACAGCAACUCUGGUAUCGUUCUCCACUUCUUGGUUCGACUGCCUCCAUUUACACAACUAUUCCUGCGAUACCAGGAUGGUAACUUUGACAUUCCUGAUCGUACUUUUCAUGCCAUUCAGACAACAUGGCGACUAGCUUCCUCUGACUCCACAACAGAUUUCAAAGAACUCAUUCCAGAGUUUUUCUUUCUUCCAGAGAUUUUUUUAAAUUCAGAAGGUUUUAACAUGGGUGUAAGACAGUGUGGUGAGAGGGUACACCAUGUCCAGUUACCUCCUUGGAGCUGUGAUGACCCACGCAGGUUUAUUUUAAUACAUCGUGCAGCUCUAGAAUCUCCAAUAGUCACACAGAGCUUACACCACUGGAUUGACCUUGUGUUUGGAUACAAGCAAACUGGCCGAGCAGCUGUUGAAGCUAUAAACGUCUUUCAUCCUGCAACAUAUUUUGGUUAUGAUGUGGAUAAUGGCAUUGAUGAAAUAAGUCGUGAGGCUCGCAAAGCAAUGAUUAAGACGUACGGACAAACACCACAACAGCUUUUCACCGGUCCUCAUCCAAGUGUGAACAGUACUGGACCAGCACAAAAUCCUCAAGCUCCUGAAGUGUUACACGAAGUACGUGGAUUGCGUUGGGGAACAUACGCUGGCUCUCCUGCUGAUGAUCGUCCCAUCUUGGCUCUUGUACAGACUCUUAAGACUCCUGCAGCAUACAUCACCAGUAUAUUGCCUAAUGAGCUACUUUUAAUGCCACCACACACACACAUUCUUAAUAUUGGUCUAAAUAAAGGUACGAGCAGUGCUUAUAUACUGUCAUCAUAUCACCAUGAUGGCAUCAUCCGGUGCAGACGUCUGAAAGACACUGUAGCUUACCCCCUAAUAUCUGUGCCUCAUUAUGAUGAAGUAAUGUGGUGUAGCUGUGGAAGCAGUCAAGUGUGGGUUGGAUUGGCCUCAGGUCAGAUCCUGGUGUACUCAGUCAGUCCUAAUCACAUCGGGGAUGAGUUGACCGCUAGUGUACCACCAACUUUCCUCUUAGCACACACUGCUCCAAUCACCACCAUGCACAUAUCCGAAGCCUUCAGUGUGUGCAUUUCUAGUGGCAAAGAUGGGAUGUGUGCUCUCUGGGAUACAAAUAGGUUGUCUUAUAUCCGAAACAUUGGCUCCAGUGGUAUUGAAGUGUCUCUUCUAGCUAUGAGUGAGACACUAGGAGAUUGGGCUUCUGUUAGUCCGCUUGGAUGUGCUGCCUCUGUACUGCGACUUUACACCAUCAAUGGGGCUUUGGUUGACUCAGCGGUCACUCCUGCACCAGUAACAGCCAUUACAUUCUCCUCUGCCCCUGAGGGUACCGCUAUUAAUGUCAUUGCAACAAGUUUAGUUGAUGGCGUAAUCAGAUUAUGGAGUGUCUGGGAUCUGAGACCCAUACGAGAACUGAGAACUGACCGAGCAAGACAUCCAGUAACUUCACUGCACUUCACUCAUGACAACUACCAUCUCUGUGGUAUCACAGAAAGUGGUAUUCUCCUGGUAUGGGAAUCAUCGCUUGUAAAAACCAAGAUCCCCAAGUUCAUUACAGUACCUUCACUCUAAGCUUAAUCCUCAAAGGUGUUGAUAUUAUAGGAGAAAGCAACAAGAAUUUUUUUUUAUUCUUGAUGCUAGUCUUUCAUUUUCAAGAUAAACUAAAAGAAUAAUUAGUUAUCUUUAUAUGGAAGCUCUGAUUGCUGGAACUUGAUUUUAGAAUCUCAUUGCUACUUAUUUUUUAUUUUGUAAUUGGGGAGUUGUAAAAUUUUGUUGACUGGUUUUUGUAAGUACAAUUAUCUUAAUAUUUUAAUCACUUUUAUCAUUCACACUUUUAAUACUUUAUUUCUAUACAGUAUUAAUAUAGCUAGUCACAGUCUGGUCCUGAAGCUAAAGCCUGCUUUGGUUUUUGAUAACAUUCUAAGAAAUAUGUUUAAUAUUAAUAAGAAGUGUUUUAGUCUAGUAGGAAGGGGUUGUGUUUAGUCCUGUUUUACAGGACUAGGUGAGAUGUUUUAGUCAGCUCAGUUUGCUCUCCAGUAUGCUGGUUUUGAGACUAUGUGGUACCCACCUUGCUAUUGAGGUACAGUACAGGGUUCAAGCCUAGUUAGCUUGAAGAAAUAUUUGCAUAUUGUGUAUACUGUAUGUAUGUAUGAAAGAGUAUCAGAAAAAUGUUUUGAGUUAGAGGGUAUAUGUACACUUUUUUAUGUUUGCUUUGUGUGUGUGUAUACAUGUCAAUAUGUUUAUGUAUGCACAUUUGAGUAUAUGCAUAUCUUCAGAUGUUUAUAUAUGCUUUCAUCUGUAUUCAUGUAUAUAUGAAUGUGUGUGCAUAUAUGUUUAUGUAUAAGAGUGGAUGUGUGAAUAUGUGUAUGUGCUUUUAGCAUUAUAUAAUAGAUCUGAUUUAAAAUAGGAGAAAGUAUACCAAAUUAAGUUCAGGCUACCUCUUAGCAAAUUAUUGUUUGUUAUAAUGAGAUGUUAAAACUUACUUGAAGUAUAAUAAUAGUUUUAAGUCAAAAACUGAAAUUGUGAACUUAAAGAAUGUUAAUUAUUUUGUGAUUCUUUGCAUUCUUACCACAAGUAUUCAAUGUGGGUUGAAAAUGUAUAUUUCUGUAUCUGAAGUUUCACGUGACAGUGAAGGAAGUUUGUUGCUUGGUCAUUAAUUGGAGGGGUAAUUUCAUAUGCAGUGUCUCCCUUGAUAAGAGGUACUGCAUUAAGCUAUGAACUCUGUAACACCAUAUCAUUCUAUAUUAUAACUAACUGUAAGUGUGAAGGAAAGACAUGUUGCAGAAUAGGCAUUUAAUGGGAAAAUGUCUUACUCUGUGUUCUCAUCAAUAUGUGGUUGCAGGGGUUGAGUCACAGCUCCUGUGACUGGAUAAAGCAUUACACAGCACAAAACAGUCUCAAUAAAGUUUAGUCUACAAAGUCUUUUCUUCACUAUUGUUGGCAGUACACCAUUUGAAUCCUACCUGUAGGUAUAUAUUUGCUUGCAUAACAGUAGUUAAUUUUAUUUGGUUUGUUCCUCUGGUGUCAGAAAAUUUGUCAGAGGGUUAAUUUUAUAAUAGAAACCUCUCAUUUAAUUUUGUAACAUUUUCAGAGUUUUAAAAGCUCUCCUUUCAUAAUGUGUAGAGGUUUGAAAAGUGUUCUGAGUAUUUCUACUAGUUCAGUAGUAAAAUCAGCGUCAGUGUUCAUCCUCCACAGUAUACUGUACUUAAAAUAUCCUCUGAACCUAUUACUGCUAUUCAACCUCCACAGUUCACUGUAGCAAAACUUUCAUCUUAGUUGUUUUUUAAAUACAGUAUAUAGCUUUACAUAUUUGGGAUAUUUCUUAUACAGCUCAAUACAUUUGGUACAUUAUCUCCACUUUAUUUAAACAAUGAUCUGAUAAUGAGCUUAAUAAGAACUCUCAAGCUUUUUUGUAGUCAUGGAAACAAAGUUUUUGGUAAUACUCUUGUAUUUUUUAAUUUGUAUUUAUAUUUUAUUUCUCACAUAUUGUGAUUUGUAAGUUUUUGAAUAUAGACAUUACUGCUGCUUUUGUAUGAAUUUUGAAGUAUAUUUCACAAGUAGUAACUUUGUACGAUAUUUAUUGGAGAACGUGAAGCGCUUUCUGCAUUUAUGGCUGUUAGGCUAGAUGAAUAAUGCUAAAAAAUAAAAUUUUAGUAAUAAGCCUGGAACAAUAUUAAAGGGUAUGGAGUCUGCUUUAAAUUUUAUUGUCAUAGGUAAUUGUAUUUACCAUAUGUGCCUGUAUGUUGAAGAUUAUUCACUAGUUUACCUGGCUUCCUUUUUGUGAUAAGAAUACAGUACUUAGAUACAGACAAGUUUUCUAUUGUUAUUUAUAACUUUUGAUAAUUUCAUAUUAUGUGAAGUCUCCAAGUGAAUCAUCUUAUAUUAAGGUAAUAAUAUUUUACUGUGAUAAUCUUAGAGGGUUUUAAACCAAAUAUAUAUUUUUUUUUUCAAUUAUGGUAAUAAGAUGGAAGUAAUAAGAUCCAAGGUAAUCAUCAUUAAAAACAGUCUUUUUGAAAGAUUAUUGCAUGGAGUAAAUAGAGUAUUACCACAUGCUUACCUUAAUAGUGAUCAUAUUCGCCAUAAAUCUCAGCUGAGCUUAUCCUUUCUAACUGCUAGCAAUCUUUUACCCCUACUGUGGUAAAAUGUCUUGAUGUAUUCUGUGCUUGAGAUUUGAACUGAUGUUUAUGUCUAAAUAUCUUAGCUAAGCUGGUUUGUGAAUUACUACAGCAGCUUUCCUGCAAUUAUUGUAGCUAAUUGCAAAAUGUUAUUUUGUUCAUUCCAGAAGAAAAUUACUGAGUGAAAAUUAUGUAAAUGAUCUCAAUGUACAUUCCAGAAGCAAACUGUUUUAAGAAAGUUAUGUAAAUGAUCAGACUGUUUUAAGUAUGCAAUAUAUUCCAUGUGCCAUUAGGGUUUUGUUUUGACUGCUUGUGUCAGGAAAUUAUACUCCGUAUCCUGAUACUUACAGCAUGAAUGUUGCCAAACCAUGUCAAUAAAUGUAUACCUUGUAUUCUUGGCUUCCAAUUGUUACUUAAAAUAAUAGCCCUUAAAAAGGGUUCUCCUUUUAUAUGUUUGAAACCAGAGUAAAUUGUAUAAAUAUAUUAUAAUUAUUAAAGCAA
Molecule: messenger RNA, 16379 nt
Organism: Cherax quadricarinatus
Lineage: Eukaryota; Metazoa; Arthropoda; Malacostraca; Decapoda; Parastacidae
Source: RefSeq, a predicted model, not a curated record